Molecule: messenger RNA, 372 nt
Organism: Penicillium verrucosum
Lineage: Eukaryota; Fungi; Ascomycota; Eurotiomycetes; Eurotiales; Aspergillaceae
Exons: 3
Coding region: 1-372 (123 amino acids)
Source: RefSeq, a predicted model, not a curated record
AUGAAGUGGUCAUCUUACACACUUGUUGCGCUUCUUCCCCUUGCUACCCAGCUCGCUAUAGCAACCCCAGUUGCGGAUCCGUAUCCCGAUGCCAUUGAGGAGCGGGGUGGAGGCAAGCACAAAGGCUACGAAAAAGACCAUGGAUACGACAAUAAGAACGUUUGUGAGGUCAAGCAAACCUAUCCAUACUACAAGUACCCUUGCGACUCAAGCCCCUCCAACGGAACAUCGCUCCUAGGAGCCACUUUUACCUCUUUUUGCAGGUACCAAAACGCGGAUUCUGGAGUUUGGUAUAGCGCCCCAAGGGGAUGGGUCAAAGAAGAAGAUAAGCCUCGGAGAUGUCCUGGAGCUCCAAACCCAUGCCCGGUUUGA